Messenger RNA from Conger conger (European conger), 3578 nucleotides. RefSeq names its product max-interacting protein 1-like. Bases 354 to 1010 code for a protein of 218 amino acids. Gene Ontology annotation, molecular function: protein dimerization activity; RNA polymerase II cis-regulatory region sequence-specific DNA binding; DNA-binding transcription factor activity, RNA polymerase II-specific. The transcript is spliced from 6 exons. Lineage: Eukaryota; Metazoa; Chordata; Actinopteri; Anguilliformes; Congridae. The record is from RefSeq and is a predicted model, not a curated record. Gene Ontology annotation, biological process: regulation of transcription by RNA polymerase II.
GUAGAAGGAAACAGCCGAGACUUCCAAAGCUUGGGGCUUUUGUAUAGUUUAGUCUGUUUUAUAUAAUCUCAGCAAUCUUAGAUAUUUUUAUUAUUCUAGCGUGCUUUUAGCUAAAUAGCAAAACCUGAUUGGCACUUCAAAGCAAUAGCCUAUCUCGUUUUUCGGUAGCCACCGCUAAAAUUAGCUAGGGUUGCCAAUUUACUGCGGGAUAGCACGCUAAUAAAUAGAUAUUAAAGUGUUUACCUCGUUUGUUCUAGCCAAUUCUCUCUCCGCAAUUAUCACGUUUAAUCAGUACCCAGUCCUGCGACAUCUGUCCCUGAAAUACCAGUUACCCUAGAGAGAUAGCUAGAAAAAUGACGGCAGUGCAGAUUAUCAACAUCCAGAGGUUAUUGGAAGCUGCAGAAUAUCUCGAAAGGAGGGAGAGAGAAUGUGAACACGGGUAUGCUUCGACGUUUCCUUCAGUUCAGGACGAAAACCACAACAGACAAAGGAAAUUAAAGAACAAGAAAUGUCACAAUGGUCACAACAGGUCCACGCACAACGAGUUGGAGAAGAACAGACGAGCACAUCUCCGGCUGUGUUUGGAGAGACUGAAGGCACUUAUACCGCUGGGACCCAACUGCAGCCGCCACACCACCCUGGGACUGCUGAAUAAAGCUAAAGCACACAUUAAGAAACUUGAAGAGGCAGACCGGAAGGGCCAGUCUCAGCUGGAUCACCUGGAGAGGGAGCAGAGGCACUUACAGAGGCAGCUGGACCAGCUGAGGGCCGGGCCCGACGGCGAACGCACGCGCGCCGACAGCGUAGGCUCCGCCCCCUCGUCCGAACGCUCCGACUCCGACCAAGAGGAGAUCGAGGUGGACGUGGAGAGUGCGGAGUUCUUCCAUGGGGAGGGGGCCCGGCCCUGCAGCACCAGCAGCAGUGACCUGGACGACCACAGCAGCCGUCAGAGCACAGCCAGCGACGAAGGCUACUCCACCUGCAGCGUCAAGCUGGCCUUCUCCUCCUAGAGCCCACAAUGCACCUCGCCGGGAGAGCAGCACCUCCGGGGGAAACUCCCGUUCAGAACGACUCCUACAGAUUUAACGCUCUCUGAACAAACGUACAAAAAAACAACCACAAAAAAAGCGCAAUCGCUACAGGUAGUCAACACUCAUACAAUGUAGUUUGUCUUUAACCAAAAAGGCUUGGUUCAAAGGAAUAUAUAUACUCAUUUCAUGCUGAAAUGAUUUUAAAAAUUGUAACUUAUUUUUGAACGUAUUUGAAACCGAUGUCGCAUUUGGAAUUCAGCCUUCAGGUGCAUUUAGAAAAAAGGCUUAAUUUUCAUACAGAAGAAAAAAAAAACUGGAGAACUGCAUUUGUAGGUUUUUAGAAGGUUAUGUUUUAAUCAGAUUGGUUUGUUUUCCAGAAGAUGGGUCUCCCUUUAAGUCGGGAUCUCUGGUGUCUGAUAAAGAUCUGUACCCAGGGCUCAAAGGUGGUCACCUGUGCCAAUAAAAAAAAAAAAAAAAAAAAAAAUAGUAAUAAUUUGGGCAUCAGUAAUGCGGGAUCACAGUUUAACAUGCAAGUGAUGUAUGUGUGUUGAGCUCUUUGUGACCCAAGCAUUGCUAGCCACAAAGUUAACACUUGAGCAAGGUGCUACAUAAGAAACCAGCAAACGGAUCAAACGCCCUGCGAAUACAACAUAGGGUGCCUACAGAGUCUGGCAAAGUCCAACAAGUGAAGGAAAAAAAUGAUCUGUAGCCCUGAAUGUGGGGGUUUUCGGGGGUAGAUUCUAAUCCUAGAAUCGGAAAAUGUGGUUUUAGUCACCAGUUCAUAUAAGCUAUCCUGCACUUAUCAACUCUGUAACCGAUACUGAACCAGCACCAUCAAACCUUUUCUACUUGACGUCUCUCUUAACAGUAAGUCGGAAGCAAUAACACUCCUAGGCAUUUUGUCUGGACUUUUUUGUCCGUUCCUUUCCCCCCAAAAUGCAGCAAAAUUUACUUGCUAGACUUUGUGUGUGUAUAUACUAUAGGUUUAAUUAAUUUAAAAUAAACAGAAAAAAAGAGAGGAUAUUUGUAACCAUAUAACAUGUUGCCAUCCGCUUUAUUUUGUGUUUUCGUGUUUUAAAAAUUGAAACUGCUCAGUGUCGGUUCUUGUCAUGGCUUGACAUGGGCAGUAUUAGGAGGUUCAUUUUGCUGGCUAACAUCGUUCCAUGUCACAAACGACGCAUUUCAGUGGGAACGCAAUUACUGUAGGAUAUCAAUGCGAAGGCCACUGGACAAUUUGCUAGUAAACGCUUUGAGAGUUUAAGCUGUUAUAAUGUUUAUUUGUAUUGUUUUCUUUUUUCUUUAUUUUGGGGGGUGGGGGUGUGCUGGGAGCUUUGAAUAUUGAGUCUGAGUAGACUAGGUUUUGUUGAACGUGUUAAACAGAGCUCUAAAAUGUUUUCACAAAUUGCACUUCGAAAGUCCACCUUUGUCUUCUGACGUAGUUUUAAUAAUUUCCCAAUGUGCUUUUUCUUGUAUGGAAAAAAAUAUUGUAUUGGGUUAAACGUGUAUUUAUUUAAAUACUCAGCCCUUGCAACUAACUUAUUGGCUUCUUUACGAUACCUGCUGCUUUCGAGCCACAUUCCUACUUCCUAUUUUCGGUUAAACUGUGGCAUUAUUGAACAAGUUGGCAAUUUUGCUAAUUUAGAUAUAUAUAUUUGUUUUCUUUGUUUUCUUUUCUUCUGAUGGUACUCUCGCAGAGCAACAUCACUGUCGUUAUAGUUAUUAAUAGUAGUCAUGUUAAUUUAUUUGGCAGUCACCUUUGUCUUUGGUGAAUAAUAACACUCAAAAACACAAGUGAAUCAUUAUUCUCUGUACAAUAAAGCAGUUCCUUUUACUUCUGGAAAAAGUAAAAUGAAACCCCUUCUGACACUUGAUAUAGCCCACUGCUGUAUACGGGCAUCUCUUAGGCACAGGUGUUGGCUGAGGUGCGGCCAGCUUAUUUUGCUGUAUCUCGUGUCUACUGAGUGUCUCGUAAACUUGAACCCUCAUCUAGACUGAAUGACUAGACGUCUAUCAAGGGAAUUUUAAACGGUUGUCCUGAAAAUACAAGUAUGGUACCAGUAUAUAUUUUUAUUGGUUUAAUGGGAACACGUAACACACCAGACAGUGUCGUCGCCAGCAAAGCUGUUUUCUCCAUGGGAUGCACUGCUGGAAAAUGAUCCAGAAAUUCAUGCUCAAGUUCUGACUUGUACAUGAUUCUGCCUGCUGUUGCUGACUGAUAAAAAAAAAAAAAAAAAACUAAUCGCCAAAUGUGUCUUAACAUCCCAGAGCUGACUCUUGCAUGAGCGGGUUAUGUCUGUUGUCUUUUAUUUUGGUGGAUUUGUUUUUAUUAUUUUGUAAACUGCACUAUGAAAAAAAAGACCCAUGUGAAGAAACUGUGUUUCCAGUUCCACACCAAAGUGUUUUAAUUUCUUCUUUGUUCAUGCUAGAGGCCAUGAAAGUCAGCUGAGGGAGGCCAUGUUACUGGCCCUCUGAUGUCAUUUCCUGUAUGUAUUGGGCAGACACUAGCAAGGGAAAAUGGGUUAAUAAAUCUGUUCCAUCCAAAUGAUA